CCAUUGCCAGAAUUAAAGCUUUUCAGACUCGGAAUUUUCAACAUCGUGGACUUGGGUGCGUGGAAUAUGUAUUGAACUUUAACCGAUCGAUGGAGUCCAUCGUUCCUGGAACCCAUAACAAUUUCCGGAACGAUCUUCCCGACUAACGUACAACAGAGAGGAACAAGGAAGAUGGAUUGUUGUUCAAGAUUAGUUUUCAUUUUCUGCUUCAUUCUCUUAUGCCCUGUUACUCUCACAUUUGCCCAGCAAGACCCUCAUGUCUGCUCUGGUGGUAACUACACCAGUAACAGUAGCUACAGGGCAAACCUCAACAGCCUCCUGGCUUCCAUCUCUUCCAACACUGAAAUUGAUUACGGAUUUUACAAUUUCUCCGCCGGAGAAAACCCAGACAGAGUAAACGUGAUUGCACUUUGUAGAGGAGACAUCUCUACGGACGAUUGCCGUAGUUGUGUCAAUAAGUCAAGUCACGAUCUCUUACAGUAUUGUCCCAACCAGAAGGAGGCAAUCAUAUGGCCCGAUAAAUGUAUGCUACGAUAUUCAAACAAAUCUAUAUUUGGGGUUAUGGAGGCUUCACCUAUAUAUGCCUUUUUCAACACCGCGAACGUCUCAGACGUAGAAGGGUUCAACCAGGUGCUAAGACCCUUGUUGGAUGGACUAAGAGACCGCGCGGCAUCAGGAAAUUCUACUCGCAAGUUUGCUGCGGGAAGCGCGAUUGCCCCUGCCUUCCAAACAAUAUAUGCACUUGUGGAGUGCACUCCGGAUUUGGACUAUCUGGAAUGCAACAACUGCCUGGGAACGGCUGCGGGAUUUAUUCCACAAUGUUGUAAUGGAAAGCAGGGAGGGAAAUAUGUGACACCCAGCUGUGAUUUAAGGUACGAGGUAUACACUUUCUAUGACCCUGCAGCUGAGGCACCACCGCCAUCCCCACUGCCAUCGCCAUCGCCACCGCCACCGCCACCGCCAUCCCCCCCACCGGUACCACUGCUUUCACCUACGCAAGGGCCAGGGAGCAAGAGCAACACAUCCAGGACUCUCAUCAUUAUAAUUGUGCCAAUUGUUGCGUUUGUUGUACUAAUCAUCUCUAUCUGCAUAUAUUUCAUAGUUAGGAGGAGGCCAAGAGAGAAAAUAGAAACUGUUGAUGAAAUUAGUAGUGUGGAAUCCUUGCAAUUCGACUUUGGCACUAUUAGAGUUGCGACAGAUAACUUCUCUGAGGAAAACAAGCUUGGCCAAGGUGGAUUUGGUGCUGUUUACAAGGGUAGGCUCUCUGACGGACAAGUUAUAGCUGUAAAAAGACUGUCAAAGAAUUCUGGACAAGGCGAUUUAGAAUUUAAAAAUGAGGUUUUAUUAGUGGCUAAACUUCAACAUCGUAAUCUAGUUAGGCUCCUUGGCUUCUGCUUGGAAGGAAAUGAAAGACUAUUAAUAUAUGAGUUUGUGCCAAAUACUAGCCUUGAUCACUUCCUUUUCGAUCCAAGUAAGUGUUUACAUUUGGAUUGGGAAAGGCGCUACACGAUUAUAGGAGGCAUUGCUAAAGGAAUUCUUUACCUUCAUGAAGAUUCUCGACUUCGUAUUAUUCAUCGUGAUCUUAAGGCUAGCAACAUUCUUUUAGAUGAACAAAUGAAUCCGAAAAUCUCAGAUUUUGGCAUGGCAAGAUUGUUUUUACUGGAUCAAACUCAAGGGAAUACAAGUAAAAUUGUUGGAACUUACGGAUAUAUGGCUCCAGAGUAUGCAAUGCACGGUCAAUUCUCUGUAAAGUCUGAUGUCUUUAGUUUCGGUGUAUUAGUAUUGGAAAUGGUAAGUGGACAGAAGAACAAUUGCUUCCAAAAUGGAGAGAAUAUGGAGGAUCUUCUAAGCUAUGCAUGGAAAAAUUGGAGAGAGGGGACUACUUCAAAUAUUGUAGAUCCAAGAAUUAGGCUUGGCUUGACGACUGAAGUUAUGAGAUGCAUCCAUAUUGGGUUAUUAUGUGUUCAAGAAAAUGUAGCUUAUAGACCAACCAUGGCUUCAGUGGUUCUUAUGCUUAAUAGCUACUCCAUCACUCUUCCAAUACCAUCACAGCCUGCAUUUUUUAUGCAUAGUAACAUUGACUCAGAGACAGCAUUACGUUGGGAGCAAAGCAGACAGGUUACAGAGUCAGAUGAGAGAUCUAAAGGCAACUCCGUCCAAGCCUCAGUGAAUGAGGCUUCAAUUACUGAGCUCUACCCAAGCUAGUGCUUUACAAAAGCUACAAUUAAUACUAUUUAUUUUGUAUUGUUAAACUACUAUGGUCCAUGAUUCUAUACCAUAGUAGUAUAUUUAGUUCUUUUUUUUUUUUUUUGCUCGUUUUGGUGGUAGUAAUCUCAUAUAUUUUAGUUUUGUUAGAAUAUUAAUUAAAUAAAUUAAUUAAUCAUUUUUUAUCCGCUUAA
Messenger RNA from Alnus glutinosa, 2399 nucleotides. Its product is annotated as cysteine-rich receptor-like protein kinase 44. The coding region runs from base 172 to 2205 and encodes 677 amino acids. Lineage: Eukaryota; Viridiplantae; Streptophyta; Magnoliopsida; Fagales; Betulaceae. Gene Ontology annotation, molecular function: protein kinase activity; ATP binding. The record is from RefSeq and is a predicted model, not a curated record. The transcript has 7 exons. Gene Ontology annotation, biological process: protein phosphorylation.